Molecule: messenger RNA, 3185 nt
Organism: Mya arenaria
Lineage: Eukaryota; Metazoa; Mollusca; Bivalvia; Myida; Myidae
Product: mannosylglucosyl-3-phosphoglycerate phosphatase-like
Exons: 14
Coding region: 86-2239 (717 amino acids)
Biological process (GO): nucleotide catabolic process
Molecular function (GO): hydrolase activity
Source: RefSeq, a predicted model, not a curated record
GUUUGUAGAUAAUUUUCUGAUAUUGUCUUGUGUAUCUUUUUACAACAGAAACAUAUUACAAAAUUUUGGAAUUUAACAAGUGAGCAUGGGACCUAAAAAGCUGACCAUUCUGCACUUUAAUGAUGUGUACAAUGUGGAGCCCCAGAAGAUGGAGCCUGCCGGAGGGGCUGCAAGGAUGGCCCACUAUGUCCACUCCCUGAAGGAGGAGAACCCACUUGUCCUCUUCAGCGGGGAUGCAUUAAAUCCUUCACUGAUGAGCAUAUUUCUGAAGGGAGAACAGAUGCAGCCAGUGUUAAACAGCAUUCCGGUCCAUUGUGCAGUGUACGGGAACCAUGACUUUGAUUUUGGUGUGGACCAUCUUGAAGAUUUUGUGGAGCAGUCAACAUUCCCCUGGUUGCUUAGCAACAUCACAGACAAGCUGAGUGAUGCCCCGUUGGCCCAUGGGAAAGUCAAGCACCUUAUGGAUUGGGGCGGGACCAAGAUCGGGUUAAUGGGUUUGGUUGAGGAGGAAUGGAUAGACACUUUAUCAACCAUUGACCCGGCAGAUAUCAUCUUUGAAGACUUUGUGAAGGUUGGAAACCAGCUUGCUAAGGAACUCAGGGAAGAGGGAGCGGAACUGGUGAUUGCUUUAACCCACAUGCGGUGGCCCAAUGACAGGAAAGUAGCGGAGGAUAUUCCAGGGGUGGACAUUGUCCUUGGAGGGCACGACCAUGACUAUGGGCUUGAAACUGUGAAUGGCAAGUAUGUGUUGAAAAGUGGGACAGAUUUCCGUAACAUGAGCAAGAUUGCGGUAGAGAUUAAAGACAACGAUAUCUCCUUCAACAUAGAGAGAGUUGACUUUGACUCUUCCUUCCCAGAAGAUGAGAAGAUGAAAAUGGAAAUUCAAAGAAUGUCAGCUGAUAUAGACAAGCGGAUGGACGAACACCUUGGCAGUAUGGGUGUCAGUAUGGACGGCCGAUUUGCCUCCAUUAGGACCUCGGAAACAAACCUUGGUAAUUUUGUGACUGACAUUAUCCUGGAGGCGGUACCUGCCGACAUAUGUAUGAUGAACUCCGGAACAUUCCGGUCAGACCGCAUACACAGCAAAGGGGAGUUCAAGCUACGCGACCUUCUCACUAUCCUGCCCAUGGUGGACCCCCUCGUGGUUAUAGAAAUCACUGGUGCUGAUGUGAUAGCAGCCCUUGAGAACGGUGUGUCCUCAAUACCCAAGCUGGAGGGCCGGUUCCCCCAAUUAUCCGGUCUCACAUUUGUGUUUGACCCCAGCAAACCUCCAGGACAGAGAGUGGAACCGGAACUGGUCAAGGUGCAGGAUGAAUAUGUGCAGCUUGAUCAGAAAUAUCGCCUGUGUACGAAAGAAUACAUUGCUACUGGAAAAGAUGGUUAUGACAUGUUUAAGGAUUGUCCUAUUGUGGUGUCCUCUGAACAGUGCCCGACUAUCAGCACGGCAGUGAGGAACCACUUUGAUUCUGUCCAGAUCCUCCUGAAUGAGAAACAAUGCCGCUCAGGACAUCGUCAGAGUCUCUGUAGCAUUGUCGGGCGCACGCUUCUAAUGCGAAAGACUUUGGAGAAGUUCAUGUCGAAUGCGAAAGUGAAAUCUCGCUCAUCUUCCAUUUCAUCUCCCCCACUAACCAACGACAAUGACUCCAAAGACGUUAACCAAAAUGCACAUAAAGACCAACCAGACGCACCUAUAAGAACUAACAAACACAAACCAAUCAGCAGUGAACCUGAGAUAUCUGGUGAACCAUUCAAGACACCCAGUGAACCUCCAGAAGGCAGCCCUAAGAAAAAGCCCCGUACUGAUAAUUUGGUAAGUGAUAAAAAGGCGAUCAGUAAAGCAGAAGUAGCGGUGUUGGAGAACGCUGCUAUUGCUUGGUCGAAGGAAAGUCAGGACAAAUAUUGUUCCAGGAGAGACAGCCUUAUAGGUGACGCAGCGCACCUGGAGCACCUGGCCAAGAUCACCCAGGUGUUCACGAAGCCCCUGAAGAAUGUGCCAAAGAAGUUGACAAGUCAGACGUCACAUGCCUACGUGCGACAGAUGAGCAUCGAAGAUGUGGAGGAGAAACAGGUGCACCUCUGUCCAAAAGUGGAGGGCCGCAUUGUUCGCGCUGACCAGCAGAAAAUAAGGAGCAUGCUAGCGGAGAAGCAAGCUGGACUUGGCCAGCAUGUGAUGGAUCAGGUGAUUCAAGAGGCUUCCUCGAGCCGGGAGAGCUCAGUUGACUCCUCCGCAAGUUCCUAGGUCAUUCCUCACAUCUGCAUGCUAUAUUUCCGAGAUAGUUUUCUAUCUUGAAAAUCUUUUGAUAAUAACGCGAGCAUCGUGUUUUACUGCAUGGUCCAUAUUUUCAUGGCUAUCUCAGUUGAUUUUCAACAUGCCUCUGUGUUGCUCCCUCGUUUAAGUAUGCUUUAUAACUGGCCACUUAUUACAUAUGGUAAAGGCGUUAGAUCAUACAAUGUAGAAUAAAUGUAUUGAGAAUUGUGUUGAAUUAUUUUGUAAUAACAUGUAAGUAUGUUUGUUAUUUCAAUAUUUGGGAUCCUUUAGAAAAGUCGGUGCUUUUAAUCACUUUAUCGAUACAAAAGAGGAGUUUAUGAAUCUAUGUUAUAAAUAACGGGUCCUAGAAAUGUUGUUGCUUUGUGUAAUUGACAUAUAUUUUGGUACUGUUUUUAAUCGCAUUUAAAAAUGAUUUAUAUUCUUAGUUUUGUCUGAAAUAUUAAUCCCAUAGAAAGUCUUCCAAUGGACACAAUAUAUAUAAUAUGUUCUUGGAACUUCAGAUAUAUGCCAUCCAGUAGUUCAAUCUUUACUUCAAAGAAUACUUUUUAAUUUGCAUAUCAUUCUUUUUUAUCGAAUCAAAAUAUUUCUUUAGAGUUUUGUUUAUGUAUACAAUGCUGUUUUGGAUAUACAUCUAUUUUAUACUUUUUAUAUUAACCCAGUGAAGCCUCCUUAUAGCUUGCCUGUUUUUUAUAAUGUAUGCGUGGUUCAUAUUAGAGGGCAAUAGGCGAUGUCAUUUGCUGUAAAUGUAGUUAGAAUCCAAUUUUCAAUAUUGUGUUAUUACCAAAUGUACAAUCUGUUCAAUAUUGCGGCAUUACCAAAUGUACAAUCUGUUCAAUAUUGCGGCAUUACCAAAUGUACAAUCUGUUCAAUAUUGCGGCAUUACCAAAUGCACAAUCUGUUCAAUAUUGUGGCAUUA